Crotalus tigris (Tiger rattlesnake) is the source of this 7609-nucleotide messenger RNA. RefSeq names its product TBK1 binding protein 1 (gene TBKBP1). The record is from RefSeq and is a predicted model, not a curated record. Gene Ontology annotation, biological process: canonical NF-kappaB signal transduction. The transcript has 10 exons. Gene Ontology annotation, cellular component: cytoplasm. Lineage: Eukaryota; Metazoa; Chordata; Lepidosauria; Squamata; Viperidae. Bases 511 to 2355 code for a protein of 614 amino acids.
CAGGAAACAGGAGCUGGAAGAACGAACGAGUACAGAGGCUAUUCCAGGCUACAGAAGGAAGGCGGAGGCGGAAGGGGACCAUUUUAAAUCAUUUUUUUUCUCCUCUGGCAAUACUGAGAUCGCCCUUUCCCCUUUAUUUUUGGCCAUGGGGAGGUGUGGCAAAGCUGCCUUAGGCCACAAAAGGUGAAGCCACCACGUGGGAUGCGUUAUGAUGUUGCCAAUCUGACGGCGGCACAUUUUGUGGUGUGAGACUGGGGGAGGGGAAAAGGAGAGGACCGCUGGAAAUCGAGGAGGGAUAAGAGCCCGAGGAAGAAACAGCAAUAGAGGAAGAAAAGCAGACCCCCCCCCUCCUGCGCACCCAUCUCCUGCAAGCACCUCCCCAAAACAGCCACUUCCACGAUGUACAGCUGCUAAUGAUGGAUUUUCUUUGUCAAGCAAACUGGGAAGUGAUCUGGAUUUGGCCAUGCAUUGAUAUUUCCUGCUAAAUGCCCACUCCUUCCAGACUAUGUCAUGGACUCCAUGUUUGAGGAUGAUAUCAGCAUCCUUACCCAAGAUGCCUUGGUGCAGGAUGAUGAAUGGUUGGAUAGUCCGAACACUGACCUCUCCAGUGAGAUGUGUUCUGCCUCUCACUUUGCUUUCAUCACGGCAUAUGAUGAUAUCAAGAAUCGCUUGACAGGGUUAGAGCGGGAGAACACUAACCUCAAACGGAAACUAAAGAUGUAUGAGAUCAAGUUUCCAUUGAUCAGUGACUUUGGAGAAGAACAUAUGUUCUCAGCUUAUGAAUCCAAGGAGACUUCUCUUCUGAAGAGCGAGAAAGUCAACCUUCAGCAGCAGUUGAAUCAGUUCCAGCGUGAGCUGCAGAAAAGCAAGGAAAGGGAAGAACAGUUGGAGGAGAUGAUCCAAGCCUAUGAGAAGCUAUGUGUGGAGAAAACAGACCUUGAGUCAGAACUGGGCCAAAUGAGAGCACUUGUUGAUACACAUUUGAAUUGCAUUCGGAGCCUGGAACAGCAGUUAAGGCAAAGAGAUGGCAACACUUUCCAAAAACUCAGCUCUCAACUUCAAAAUCAAGAAGUUCCGUUCCGAUCACUUCAUGGUACUCAUGUACUGGAUCGCUCAAUAAACUGGCCGAGUCCACGGAGCCUGGAACAGGCAGAAGCCUUGGAGGUUCAAAGGCUGGAAGUGGAGCUUGAAAAGUCAAGGCAGGAAGUCCAGAACUGUCAGCACCGGGAAGAACAAUUGAAGGCUGAAUGUGAAAAGUUGCAGGCAGAGGUGAAGCAACUGCAGGAGACCAGGGCUCAGGAUCUCGCAGCUAGUCAGUCGCAAAGGGACAUGGCAUGGGUGAAGAAGGUUGGAGAUGACCAGCUUUGCCUAUUUUUGUCUUUUGUUAGAGUAAACCUAGCCUUGGCCUACACAGAACUGACUGAAGAGCUAUGCCGCCUGAGAAACCUGACUUCUCUUCAAAGUCAGAUUCUCCGGACUCUUAUGCAGGAGCAGGUCCUGAAUGGUCAGCGGCAUUCUCCCCAUUCCCAGCGCCAUUCUCCUGCCCAGCAACGUGGCUCUCCAGCUCCUCAGUGCCCAUCUCCAGCUCAACAAGGGAGACCUUCUGCUCCUCAAAGCCAAUCUCCAGCCCUACAAAGGCGUUCCCCAGGCCCACCUGGUCAGUCCCCUGCACAUCAACGUCAUUCCCCAGCUCCCCCUCCUUGCCAGUCUCCUGUUAGCCAGCGUCGUUCACCAGCUCCACCACCCAGCCAGUCUCCUGCCCAGCAGCGCUGCUCACCAGUCCAAAACUGUUCAUCGCCUGCCAUGACUUCACAACAUAGAUCUCCAGGGGCUGACAGAAACAUUAUGGAUCUAGGGUAUUCUAAGCCAACCAGUCACCACAUCAAAGCAAGCUUCCAAGGCCGUCGAAGCUAUUCGGAGGUGAGCGACGCUGCUCUGUAUCAACAGAACCGUUCUCUCUGGCUGCAGCCAGAAAUAUCCACCUUACCAAAGCAUCGUCCCUACUGCGAGGUUUAUGGCAGAGACACCUUCGAAGAGCACUUGCGCUUUGAGAAGCAGUCCUCGGAUGAAGACGACUGGGCCCUCCCAAGUCCCCCCAGCCCUGAAGUAGGGGGUAUCCGCUGCGCCUCCUUCUGUGCAGGGUUCCCCAUUCCCGACACCUCCAUGCACCGGAUUGAUGCAUCGUAUUCUAGGGCUGAGCAUGCUCAGUCUUGGCCCUCAAUCAAUUUGCUGAUGGAAACAGUCGAUUCUGACAUCCGAAGCUGUCCUCUCUGCCAGGUGGCCUUUCCCAUCGGUUAUCCAGAUGAUGCUUUGAUAAAACACAUUGAUUCACACCUGGAGAACAGUAAGAUCUGAGGUCUGUUCCACCAUCCUUCCUCUUCUGGCUUCCUUAAAGAGAUUGCCCACCUCAUAUCCACUGCACCUUUCUUGGAUGCUGCAUGAAAAGUGGAGGCACCACAAGGGGCUUUUUCUCUCUAAAAUACCUCCAAGUUUCCAUUAGAUUGAAGCGUGAACAUUUUUGCCUCUCCCUUGUCUUCUUUGCCUUGGUUUUUAAAGUGGGUUGCCUCUCCUUUUACUGCUCUUUAUGGGCAGUACCUGCAAUAUUUCUCCAGUGCUUCAACCAGCCACAAAGGUGGGGAAAGGAGUGAGAAAUAUGCUGGAAUUAGGCUUAGCAGGGCACAGUCACCUUCACUAUCUGAUUGCUCAGAACUAAGGUUGCUUCUGGUGAUGGUGAGACUCUAUCUACAUGGUUUAGUUUUGAUGUCUCUGAAAGAUUUCAGGGUAGGAUGGGUAAAAAAUAACCCAAGUUUGUGUGUUUGGGGAUGGGGUAGGAGAACAGAUUAAUGAACUCCAACCCACUGAAGGCACAACAAAUCACAGAGGUUUUGUUUGUGCCUGUUUUACACAGGGAUAUCCAAGUGGGUCAGAUUUCUCUGCCUCUUAUGCUACUACAAAGGGUAUUUGGAGGUUGGUUGUUUAACAAAUGUAAAAAGCCUUGGCCUCCAGUUGCUGGUUCAAGUGUCUUUGUGUUGGUCUUUUACAUUAAAAGUCCACUUUUAGCAAUGCUGCUGAGAAAUAGAGCCACUUCCAAAAGUGUAGCAUGGACGUUCUUAUGUUAUUGCACUGAAUAAUAAGCUUUUUUUUCCACAAAAGAAACUCCUCUUUUUGUCUGUGUUGGCUUCUUGUGAGUCGUUCUGGAGGACUUGUAAACUGCACACUUAGGUAGAAGUCCAGAAAGCAUUCCCAUAUUUUGGCGACUGUUUACACAUUUUUCACAACCACUUCACAUCUUGCUUUAGAUAUCUCUUAUAUAAAUAACUGUAGCUGCACAUUUUGCCUCAUUACUCUCUUGCAAUGGCAGCAUGUUAACAUUAUUGGGAUAACAGUGUAAAUUUAAACAACUUCCCAUAUUUGACAGCACUAUAUUUCUCUCUCUCUCUCUCUCUCUCUCUCUCUCUCUCUCUCUCUCUCUCUCUCUCUCUCUCUCUCUCUCUCUCUCCUUACUGAACAUAUAUUUUAUUAUACUAAUCUAAGAUAAGGAUCAUGUACUGAUUGGUUCCACAUGUAUAGUACCUCUGUAUUGUGAGGUUGGUCUCCUUGAAACAGCCUAUCUGUACAUCGGCCUUUACUUUUAAAAAAAAGUGGAGAGGGGGAGAAGAAUUGCAUGGAUUUUCUUUUCCUUCUUCUUGAGGCAACUGUCUUCCUAUCUCCAGGUUCUAUUAACAAAUGUAUAUUUCAGAUUUACAGCCUGCCUUAUCCCAAGAUCUCAGACUGCCAGUGGGCAGUAGGCAUGGGCCCUUAUCUUUUUGGCCAUAUAAAACUAGUUGGGAUCAGUGUUUCUAAAACUUAAAACAACCUCCCCCAGCCAGAUACCUCCAUCUGUGCUGAAUUUCAUUCUGAUCCUCCUAAUGUCCAUGAUGCUGAGGAAUGAUUAAUCCAGUGCAUCUGGGGGAGGCACUGGGUUAAGGGAGACCAAUAAUAAUUUAACAUUUUUUUCUUCCCAUCUUUGUCUGGUCAAGAUUGCAAAUCACCACAUUCCCCUGUCCCCUGUCUUUAAUCAGAUUUUAAUUCUCUGUUCUAUAUAUGUCAAUAUUAUGCCCAUACUUUAUUUAAAUUAUUCCAAUGCUGAGGGAGAAACUAAACAGCAGGAGAAUCAGGUCUUCAAACCUUCCCUGCUGUGAAACCACUGUCAGGGAUUACAUAAAAAAAAAAAUAGCUGGCAGCAGAAAAGGUGCUGAACUCCUGCGAACUUCAGUUACCAUGAUUGGUCGGGUAUUUUUAAUCUAACCUGUUUUUUCAAUCUCAGAGGCCAUAGAAAUACAACUGUGAGGUGGAACAUACCUUUCUAGAAACAAAAAUAGGCCACAUACUAUACAAAAAAUCAAAUGGAUUCAGCAUUUAUAUAUACAUGGAGCGAAGCUUCCAAUACUUACAUUAUGUUCAAAUUAAUUUGGUUCAAGAUCCAAAUUGCAAAAAAAUAAUUUGGAAAGGACUUUGCAUAUAGAAAAAGAAACCUCUUUACAUGUCUGGUAGCAGAAAUCUAAAGCAGAGGUCAUCAACCUUUUCAUGCUGGCGGCCUGGAGGGAAAGGGAGCAGCUGGGAAGUCUGUGUGUGUGAGCACGUGCGCGUGCAAACAGGACUGCACAUGAACAGGGCCACGCACACCCACAUGGCACUAGCAGCCCAUCUGGUCCUAUCUCUGAACAAUAAAAAAUAAUUCCACUCCUUCUUUUAAGAAACAACCCUUUGGAUAUCUGAGCUGCUAUGAUAUCUCUUUCACAGGGUAAAUUGAUGAAUAUAUCCAAUCUUUUAAUGAUUGCUCAAAGAGCUUCUUGAGAUGCCAUGGAGAAAAUUCAUCCUCCAUUGAAAAACCUUUUAAAUCCAGUAUUGUAUGGUGUGACAGAACUAGUGGUGGGAUUCAGAUAUGUGAACAACUGGUUCUCUGUGUUCUGGAAGUGCAUUCUGGGUCUGGACAACAAAAAAUUAGCUACCAGUUCUGCGGAAGUGGUAUGAACCAGCUGAAUCCCACCACUGGGUAGAACUCAUAGAUGGAAGUUAUAGAUUUAUAUUCCUGGAGACUUACAUAGGAGAACAUCCAGUUGUGUCCACUUUGUCUCUGUCCCAGCUUGCCACCCUUUAAUGAGGACCGAUAUCAGCCUUGAAGCUUUAAUUAUCCUUCACGAUAGGCCUGUUUCUGCUGAAGCCUAUCUUGGUUGCAUACAUUUUAUAACAAAUGGUUGCUAUACCUGUCAUAGCUGCCAUCCAUAAUUAUCCACUUUAAAUUUUUCUUGGUGUGCUGUAGCUCAGUUCAAGAGUUGAAUAGUUUUCCUAAAUCUCUGCAAAAGUUACAAGAAAAUGGAAGAAGGCCUCCUGAGGAAGGCAGUCAGAGCUUGAACCCAUGUUUAUAUCAUCAAAUGAAGCAAUUUAAAGAGGCCUUUCAUUGGCAAUGAUAUUCUCUAUCAUUUAACUCCUGAAAUUAUCAAUAGAAAAUUUUAAUCUACAUAAGUCACAUGAUUUCUACAACUAUUUUUGGUUUUCUUUAAAUAGGAAAAGAGCCACGUAAGUGGUACACAUUUGAAAAUGUAUCUUGCAACUUUUCACCUCUCUUCUAUUUUGUUACAUGAAAUCUACCUCGAUGUUUAUGAGAAACAGGAAUGAUUACAAGCAAAAAAAAAAAUAAUCAACCAAUCAACUAACUAUCCAAGAAUGGGGGAGGGUAGGCCUUGAAUUAUGGGAAUGUUUUUAUAAUUUAUUUUUUAAAAAGUCUAUAAUCUACUAAGGGCUCAAAUAGCACUCAGAUUGUUCCCCUUGCUCUGAAGCUUCAUAAUGUUUUUUUAAAGAUCUCAAGGAGCAAUCAGCAAUGUUAGGGAUGCACAAGAGCCAUGAAAUGGAGGUGUAAAAAUAGUUUCCACAAGGGUUCUUCACACUUGUUUCAGCUGGUAUAAAAUGGUGGUUAUGCAAUUGACCUGUAAUACACAAAGUCCCUAGUUUAAAUUUUAUAUUUGUCACAAUGACAAUAUAUUGCUUAGACAAGCUCAAUGAAUAACCAUUCUCUUGGCGAUAUUUCUCCUAAAUCCCUUGGAAAAAAAAGUCUCACCACUGUAAUCAUGGGAUUGAGAGAAUAUUCCUUCUAUGUUUGGCAAAAUUAAUACUUUUUCAGUGUAUACAUCUAACAUGAAAUCUAUGGAAUUUACAAUAAGUUAGAUUUUACAUAUAAUUUUAAAUUAGUCAGGACGUGGUUUCCACAUAUCCAUAGUUGUACAUUCUGAGUAUUUUAUUCUGAUAUAUUGAACAAAUUACUGAUUCUGUUCUGAUGUCAGCUGGAAGUUAAAACUAUUGUACGGUAACUGUUAGGUUGAUUGAUGGCUAUUGUCUGUAAUACUUAAGUGAAAUGUUUUAAAGGCAAGAUUCUGCUAAAUACCAAUUUUUGGUAUUUACAAGAAGCUAUUGUCAUGACAAAAUUAUUGUCAUAAUUUUUUCCCCAAACUUCAGAUGAUCCACUCAAUUAAGAGAGUGCUGGAUAAAUAUAAUUUUUAUUCUGAAGAAGUAGGCCAGCUCACAUAUUCCUAAACUAAUGUCACGAAACACCAAUAAAUUAAUACAAUGCUAAGUUUAUAUCUCAUAUUAUAGUGUGGUUUGCUUUUGAGUAAGAGCAAUAUGAACCUGCCAAUUGUGGCUUAGUAUUAUGUAUGAGCUAGGCUAUAUCUUAUUCAACAAGUCGUCAUAAAAAUAUCUUGGUUUGGCAUAAUAGGCGAAUUCAGCCAUGAAGUUAAUCCUUAACUUUCUUAUUGUCAAUCAGCAUGGUAAGUAUCAGAUAGCUUAUUUCACUUUCUCAAAAUGCAUGUUUAAAAUAUUUUUCUUUAUGUUCCCUGCUGAUCUUUUUUUUUAAUUAACUAUCAGAGGAUUUUCACAAACAUUAAUGUAGACUCCAUUCCAAUGUAUUUUCAAAAGUUCAGAAUAUCCAACAUUUGCCAUUUUUACUUGUGCUUAUGUAACAAUUAAAGAUAGAAAGGUAUAUUAAGAAUUUGUGUUGUGCUCUUGUAAGCAAUUAUAAUUUUUCAUUGGAACUUGUCUUCUAAGUAGUAUUUUUUUCUUAGCUAUUUAAUAUUGGUUUCAAUUAUUUGUAAGCCAAAUUGUCUUACUUUCAGGAGGAAAAUGCUCCUGAAGAUAAUACUCAUGCUGAUGAAUUUAAAGAGUUGUCAAGUUUAAUAUAAAGAAUGCAUCUAUUGGGAGCAGGAAUGGAAUUGUUUAAAUUAGUGCAAAUGAAAACCCACUACUAUUGGUCAUAUAAUUAAAAGAUUAACGUAUUCUGAAAAUUCUUUAAAUUCACUCAAUUUCAUGAAAGUCUCUUUGUAGUUUUGCAAAGAGUUUCAUAAAAAUUCAUGGGAAGAUAUUCGGGACACUUUGAAAAUAGAAAGGUUUUUUUUUAGUUAUUCAUUUUUCAGAAACUAACCCUCUUCUCUUAAUCUAAAUAUAAAGAAGCAAGGGGGGACCUAUUCUUAGCACUUUGAGUAAAAUAUUUGGGAGAGAGAUGAUCUAUCUGUGUUGUCCUUUUCUUUCUGUACUCUGUGAAACAGAAUAAUUCAAAUAAAAGUUGCCAACUAAUAGA